Messenger RNA from Lontra canadensis (Northern American river otter), 9180 nucleotides. It is a transcript of the gene ZZEF1, whose product is annotated as zinc finger ZZ-type and EF-hand domain containing 1. Bases 123 to 9014 code for a protein of 2963 amino acids. Gene Ontology annotation, biological process: protein ubiquitination; regulation of synaptic plasticity. Lineage: Eukaryota; Metazoa; Chordata; Mammalia; Carnivora; Mustelidae. The transcript is spliced from 55 exons. Gene Ontology annotation, cellular component: postsynapse. Gene Ontology annotation, molecular function: zinc ion binding; calcium ion binding; ubiquitin-like protein ligase activity. The record is from RefSeq and is a predicted model, not a curated record.
CGGAAGUCGCCGCCGCCGUCGUCCCCUCCCCGUCUCCGCCCGCCGGGUGCCGCCGGAGGUUGACAGGUCGAGGCGGGGAGGCGGCGGCGGCGGCACAGCCGGACGCCCGACACGGAGACUCCAUGGGGAACGCUCCGAGUCACAGCAGUGAAGACGAAGCGGCUGCCGCCGGGGGCGAGGGCUGGGGCCCGCACCAGAGCUGGGCGGCCGACUCGGGCACGGUCGCCGGCUCGGGCCCCGCGGCUCCGGCGCUGCCUCCCGCCGCGGCGCUGCUGGAGCCGGCCCGACUGCGAGAGGCGGCGGCGGCGCUGCGGCCCGCGCCGCCCUGCGAGUCUCUGGUGUCCAGGCACCACGGCGCGCUGCUGCGCUGGUUGGAGGAGCGGCUGGGCCGCGGCGAGGAGUCCGUCACCCUGGAGCAGUUCCGGGAGCUGCUGGAGGCUCGCGGCGCCGGCUGCUCGGGCGAGCAGUUCGAGGAGGCCUUUGCCCAGUUCGACGCGGAGGGUGAUGGCACCGUGGAUGCGGAGAGCAUGCUGGAGGCCCUCAAGCAUUCCAGCGGCGCUAACCUCCAGGGCGAGCUGAGCCACACCAUCCGGCAGCUGCAGGCCUGCUCCCUCGUCCCAGGUUUCAUCGACAUCUUCUCAGAGUCCAAGGAGGGGCUGGGUGUGCACGCAUCCCUGAUUCUGCGCUUCCUGCACCGCAACCGGCUCUCCGGCACGGCCGUGCCCUGCCCCAUGCUGGACCACUGCGCCAACGUGUGUGCCAUGAGGGCCUCUGUUCUCAAGGAGUCCUUGGACCAGCUGCUCCAGAGGGAGAAGGAGAGUCCUGGAGAUCUAACCGGAAGCCCGGAGAUGGAUAAACUCAAGUCAGUAGCAAAGUGUUACGCUUACAUAGAAACCUCGUCGAACCCUGCUGACAUCGACAAGAUGACCAAUGGAGAAACGUCGUCGUACUGGCAGUCGGAUGGCAGUGCCCGCUCGCACUGGAUCCGCUUAAAAAUGAAGCCGGACGUUGUGCUUCGACACUUGUCCAUCGCAGUGGCCGCCACUGACCAGAGCUACAUGCCGCAGCAGGUGACAGUAGCCGUGGGGAGGAGUGCCAGCGAUCUGCAGGAUGUCCGCGACGUGCACAUUCCCAGCAAUGUCACGGGCUACGUGACGCUGCUGGAGAACGCCAACAUCAGUCAGCUCUAUGUCCAGAUUAACAUAAAACGUUGUCUUAGCGAUGGAUGUGACACUAGAAUUCAUGGUCUGAGGGCUGUUGGCUUUCAGAGAGUUAAGAAGUCUGGGGUCUCGGUGUCAGAUGCUUCUGCAAUCUGGUACUGGUCUCUGCUGACCUCUCUGGUGACGGCGUCCAUGGAGACAAACCCUGCCUUUGUCCAGACGGUGCUGCACAACACGCAGAAGGCACUGCAGCACAUGCCUCCGCUUUCCCUCUCACCAGGAUCUACAGAUUUCUCGACUUUCCUGUCUCCCAACGUUCUAGAAGAAGUGGACAGCUUCCUCAUAAGGAUAACUAGCUGCUGCUCGACUCCCGAGGUGGAGCUAACCCUUCUGGCCUUUGCACUGGCAAGAGGAAGUGUUGCCAAAGUGCUGAGCUCUUUGUGCGCCAUCAGUGAGCAUCUGGACACGCAGUACGAUGCCUCGUCCCUCAUCGCCUCCAUGGCGUCCGUCAGGCAGAGCCUGCUGCUUAAAUACGGUAAACCUCUUCAGCUGAUCCUUCAGGCCUGUGAUGUCAAAGGGAAAGAAGAGAAGUCAGGACCGGAAAACCUCCUGGUGGAGCCGUGGACCAGAGACGGGUUUCUUACAGAGACUGGGAAGACCAGAGCAAGUACCAUUUUUUCUACAGGAACUGAAUCUGCGUUCCAAGUUACACAGAUCAGAAUUAUGGUUCGACGUGGUGGCAUUGGUGCCCAGUGUGGGUUGGUGUUUGCCUAUAACUCCUCUUCUGAUAAAUUCCACGCAGAAGAACACUUCAAGAGGUUUGAAAAAUAUGACAAAUGGAAGCUUCAGGAAUUCAGGCAAUUUCUAAAAAGCAGGGCUGGUUGCCCCUCUGCGGAGCUCAGAGAGGAUGACCCCGUUGGCUGGUUUGAGCUGGAAGAAGAGUGGGAUGAAGCGGAUGUGAAGUUGCGGCAGUGCAGAGUAGCCCAGUACCUGAUGGUGAAGUUCCUGUGCACGCGCCAGGAGUCGGCGGAGCGCUUGGGUGUGCAGGGCCUCAGCAUCAGCGGGUACCUGCGGCCGGUGAGCGCGGACGCGGAGCAGCCCGCCGUCUGUGCCCACUGCAGGAAGGACGGGGAGGACAGCGUCUGUGGGGCCACCCUGCUCCUCAGGACACUUCAGUUCACUCAGCAGCUCGCCCAUGACCUGGUGCAGCAGAAGGAAAGUGGCUUAAAAUAUAAAUCUUUUCUGGACUUCGCGGGUCUUGAUUUGCAAAUCUUCUGGAAUUUUUACAGUAAAUUAAAGCAAAACCCGAGGGAAGAAUGCAUCUGUGCCCAAACCCUGCUUCUGCGUCUCCUCCAGAGCUGCUUCUCCGUGCUGCAGAGGGAUGGGCCGGCUGCCUGCCCGCAGGCAAAGGCUCCCCAGCAGAGUCCUGCAGGGGCUGCGGCCGCCAAGGAGCUCCACACACAUUUAUGUGACGUGGUGGACAGGGUGGACAGAGACUCUGCACCCGUGGAAGCGUUAAAACAAGAAGUCAGGAAUACCCUUCUCAAUGGGGCUGCCGUCUUCUUUCCUGACCGACAGAGCCGGCGGGACCAUCUCUUCGCCAUGAUGAAGCACGUCACCGAGCAGGAGCACAAGCAGUCCCUGCAGCUCACUUUCCGUUCGCUGUGCACCUAUUUUAGUGAUAAGGAUCCAGGUGGCCUCCUGCUCUUGCCUGAGAAGGGUGACGUGGCCGACUUGAACAACUCUGAAGUACUAGCGGUCACAAGCACCCUCCUGUCCGUUGCUGCCCGAGAGUGCGAACUGCUGGUGCUCACGGGCGCCCGAGGGGAGGCCGGCUCCGUGCUGCUGUCCCUGUUCUGGGCCGCCCAGGGCAGCCUGCUCUCCUGGUGCUUCCUGCAGCUGAAGAGCGCCGACCCCGCGGCCAGAGGCCGAGCGGCCGACCUGCUGGAGCAGUAUGUGAGGCAGUUUCUGGCAAGCAUGAGAGUGAUUUUGGAAUCCCUCUUGUCACAGCACAGUGGAAAAACCAUCGUAGAAAAGUUAUGUAACUCGGUGUUUUCGAUGGCAGCUCGUCAACUGGUCAUCUUCCUGCUGGAUUUCUGCACGUUGGAUGUCCCCCACUGCACGCUGCUGCGCGAGUUCAGCACGCUGACGGGGCUGCUGAGGCGGCUCUGCGCCGACCCAGAAGGGCCGCUUGAUAAGCUCGAUGCAGAGACGUGGCAGCAGGAGUGUCCCGUGGUGUUACAUACCUGGACAAAGGAGUCUGCCCACAACUAUGAAAACAACUGCCACGAGGUGUCUGUCUUCGUGAGCCCGGGGGCAACCUACUUUGAGGUGGAGUUUGAUGAGCGGUGUGAGACGGAGAAAAGGUAUGAUUAUCUGGAAUUCACUGACGCCAGAGGAGGAAAAACACGCUAUGACACCAAGGUCGGCACCGAGAAGUGGCCCAAGAAAGUGACCUUUAAGGCCGGCCCCCGGCUGCAGUUCCUCUUCCACUCCGACAGCAGCAACAAUGAGUGGGGCUACAAGUUCACUGUCACCGCCUUUGGCCUGCCCGACGUGGCCAUGUCCUGGGCGCUGGACUUGCAGCUGCUCGUUUCCCGGCUAAUGGGACGCCUGGCUGCCCAGUGCAUGGCGCUCAAGUCCGUGCACCAGUUCGGGAGCGACAUGGUGGUGCCUCCCGCAAAAAUGGCGUCGGUCCUGAACUCCCCGCUGUGGAAACCUGUCUUUAGGCAUCAGCUGAGUCCAGAGUUGGGAUUAGCAGCGAGCUGGCCCACUCCCCUGCACCAGGAUAGUAAGGAGGUCAAGAAUAUCCCCGACGAUCCCUGCCACCACUUUCUUCUUGAGUUUGCACAGUCAGACCCUGCCCAGAACUUCUGUGGGCCAUUUUCAGAACUUUUCAAAGGAUUCAUACAGGCAUGUAGAAAACAGGCCCCAAAGACAGAUAUAGUUGCUGGUUCCACUAUUGAUCAAGCUGUGAACGCCACCUUUGCUGCUCUGGUGUGUCGUACUCCAGGCUUGUAUGAGAAGCUGCAGAAAUAUGUAAAAAGUGGGGGCAGCACAGCCCUGAGCGAGGAGUUUGCCCAGGUCUAUUGCUUGGCAGACGGCAUUCGAAUAUGGAUGCUGGAGAUGAAGCAGAAGUCCCUGAUGACGCUGGGCGAUGAGGCAGAAGGAAGGCGUGGGUCAGAAGCUGCUGAGGUGAACCCCGAGGGCCUGGCAAAAGAGUGUAUUCAGAAGAGUCUCCUGCUACUAAGAUUUUUGCCCGUGGGAGUGAGUUCAAAGGAAAGCUGUGACGGGCUGGUGGCUGCAGAUGACACAGAUCACCUCCAGCCACGGGACAGGCGUCCGAGGACGAGCUCUGUGGUCGAGGAGCAUUUCCAGGCUUCCGUGUCGCCCGUGGAAGUGGGCACCCCUGCCGCGGGCGAUGGGGGUCCUGGCUUGGAUGUGCCGCCGAAGCUGCCACCCAGCAGCGGGCCCACUGCCGACCUGUCCUCUGCCGCCCCCGAAGAGCCCUCGUCACCUUCCGCCCCCGCCCGGCGGCCUCCCUUCGCCCGAGGACGACUCCGGCUGCUCUCUUUCCGGUCUGUGGAGGAGGCCAGGCCAGCGCCCACCGUGAAGGAGAAGUACCCCGUGCUGAAGGACGUGCUGGACUUCAUCAAGGACCAGUCCCUCUCCCACGACAGCGUCGUGAAGGUUCUUGCCUUAAGGAAGGCCCAGGCACAGAGUGUCCUCGAGGUCCUGAGGAUCAUUCAGUACUGCUCGGAGUCCCUCGGACAGCCCCACUGCUUCCACCCACCAUAUGUGCUCUUCCUGCUGGAGCUGCUGACCUGCCAGAAGGAGUUUACCAACUACUUCGCGCACUUGGAGGGCUGCGGCGCGCGCCUGCAUAAGGAGGUUCGCGACACUUACUACCAGUUCGUCCUGCUGCUGGUCAAGGCGGUGAAAGGGUUUCGCAGCAUAAACGACAGGUCCUUGCUGCCUGCCUUGUCCUGUGUGCAGACGGCCCUGCUGCAUUUUCUGGAUAUGGGCUGGGAACCUGGCGAUCUCGCCUUCUUUGUGGACAUUCAGUUGCCGCAUCUCCUCAUGAAGAUGUCACAAGAAAAUAUAAGCGUCCACGACAGUGUGAUCAGCCAGUGGAGUGAAGACGACGAGCUUGCUGAUGCCAAGCAGAAUUCAGAAUGGAUGGACGAGUGUCAGGACGGCAUGUUUGAGGCCUGGUAUGAAAAAAUAGCCCAGGAAGAGCCGGAGAAGCAGAGGAAAAUGCACAUGUUCAUUGCUCGCUACUGUGACCUGCUCAACGUGGACAUCUCGUGUGAUGGCUGUGAUGAGAUUGCGCCCUGGCACCGCUACCGAUGUCUGCAGUGCAGCGACAUGGACCUCUGCAAGACCUGCUUCCUAGGUGGGGUGAAGCCCGAGGGCCACGGAGACGACCACGAGAUGGUCAGCAUGGAGUUCACCUGUGACCACUGUCAGGGUUUGAUCAUCGGCCGGAGGAUGAACUGUAAUGUGUGUGAUGACUUUGAUCUCUGCUACGGGUGCUACGCAGCAAAGAAAUACUCCUAUGGCCACUUGCCCACGCACAGCGUCACGGCCCACCCGAUGGUGACCAUCCGCAUCAGUGACCGGCAGAGGCUCAUCCAGCCGUACGUCCACAACUAUGCCUGGCUGCUGUUCGCCGCCCUGGCCCUCUACAGCGCACACCUGGCCAGCGCAGAGGACGAGGCCGGGGAGAGGCUGGGCCCCCGGGAGCGCAGCAGUGCCAGCGCCCUGCGCAGCCAAUGCCUGCAGCUCGCUGGGGACUGUCUGAUGCAGGCCCACCAGGGAAAAGGUCUGAAAACUCUGUGUCUUCUCGGUAUACUGCCGGAUGGGGAAUCUGGUCCAGACCGCUGGGCCCCACCUGUCGCCGUGCCCAGCCGCACACCAGAGGAGGACAGAGCCGUCCGUGCUGUGGAGGACCCGUUGCGCGCAGGCCCUUCUGUGCUCUGCCAUGGCAAGAGAGAUGGUCCAGAGGAAGUCGGGCCUUUAGACAGCAAGCAGGAAAGUAAGGUGGACGAAGAAGGCGUGUCAUUGGCAAAGGGUCCUCCGUGCCAGACUCAGGCUUCUGACUCACCUGCGGAUGGAGGCACAGCUCCCCGGCGUCCAGAUGCCGAAAAUGUGGACGUGUUGUCUCAGAAGCCCCUCGAGGAGAAAGCGGUUCCUGCAAGCCCUGAGCAGGUGUUUGCUGAGUGCUCCCAAAAGAGGAUUCUGGGGUUGCUAGCGGCCAUGUUACCUCCCUUAAAGUUGGACCCCACGGUGCCCGCGAUGCCCCUGGAGCACGUCCUCCCACUCAUGUUCCAGGUUGUCAUCUCAAACGCAGGCCACCUGAACGAGACCUACCACCUCACGCUGGGGCUCCUCGGCCAGCUGAUCGCCCGCCUCUCACCAGCGGAGGUGGAUGCUGCGGUGGUGACGGUCCUCUCCGCCGAGCACGCCCUGUUUGCCUCAGGGGACAGUUCUGUUGUGCCCGACGGCUGGAAGACCACCCACCUGCUCUUCAGCUUGGGGGCGGUGUGUCUGGACAGCCGCGUGGGCUUGGACUGGGCAUGCUCCAUGGCAGAGAUCCUACGCUCGCUCAGCGGUACACCCCGGUGGCGGGACGUCAUCGCCACCUUCACAGACCACUGCAUCAAGCAGCUGCCUUUCCAGCUGAAGCACACCAACGUCUUCACCCUCCUGGUGCUGGUCGGCUUCCCGCAGGUCCUCUGCGUGGGGACCCGCUGUGUGUAUGUGGAUAACGCCAAUGAGCCACAUAACGUCAUCAUCCUGAAGCACUUCACGGAGAAGAACAGGGCUGUGAUCGUCGAUGUCAAAACCCGGAAGAGGAAAACAGUGAAGGACUACCAGCUGGUGCAGAAGGGGCAGGAGUGCAGCGGCUCUCAAGCCCAGCUGAGCCAGUACGCCCAGCACUUGGCCUUCAUCGCCAGUCACCUUCUGCAGACCAGCGUGGACAGCCACUGUCCUGAGGCCGUGGAAGCGACCUGGGUCCUGUCCCUGGCCCUCAAAGGACUCUACAAAACGCUGAAGGCUCACGGUUUCGAAGAGACUCACGCGACCUUCCUUCAGACGGAUUUGCUGAAGCUGCUGGUGAAAAAGUGCAGCAAAGGGACCGGUUUCAGUAAAACGUGGCUCCUGCGGGACCUGGAGAUUCUGUCCAUCAUGCUGUACUCCUCAAAGAAGGAGAGCCACACCUUGGCCGAGCACACAGCCCUGGAGCGAGACGAGCGAGGGGACCCCGAGGACGAGGCGGAGGGCAUGGUCAGCAGCCCCACCGAGCCAGAGCAGAAGAAGCUGGACCCUCUGGAGAGCCUGGACGAGCCCACCCGAAUAUGUUUUUUGAUGGCGCAUGACGCGCUCCGUGCCCCGCUGCACGUCCUCCGGGCCAUCUACGAGUUGCAGAUGAAAAGGACCGACUCCUUCUUCCUGGAGGUUCAGAAGAGGUUCGACGGGGACGAGCUCACCACGGACGAAAGGAUUCGGACCCUGGCUCAGAGGUGGCAGCCCAGCGGGGGUCUGAGGCUGGAGGAGCAGAGUGCCAAAGCCGUGGACACAGACAUGAUUAUCUUACCAUGCUUGGCCCGGCCUGCGCGCUCUGAGCAGGCCACGGCUGAGUCGAACCCCGUGAGCCAGAAGCUCAUCGCCAGCACGGAGAGCGAGUUGCGGCAGAGCUACGCCAAGCAGCGGCGCAGCAAGAGUGCCGCCCUCCUGCACAAGGAGCUGAACGGCAAGAGCAAGCGGGCCGCCCGAGACUACCUGUUCCGCGUCAACGAGGCCACGGCCGUGCUGUACGCCCGCCACGUGCUGGCCUCCUUGCUCGCCGAGUGGCCGGGCCACGUGCCAGUGAGUGAGGACACCCUGGAGCUCAGCGGCCCGGCCCACAUGACCUACAUCCUGGACAUGUUCAUGCAGCUGGAAGAAAAGCAUCAGUGGGAAAAGAUUCUGCGGAAGGUGCUCCAGGGCUGCCGAGGGAGCAUGCUGGGGACCAUGGCCCUGGCUGCCUGCCAGUUCAUGGAGGAGCCCGGCAUGGAGGUGCAAGUCAGGGAGUCGAAACACCCCUAUAACAAUAACACCAACUUCGAGGACAAAGUCCACAUCCCUGGUGCCAUCUACCUGUCGGUCAAAUUCGACCCGCAGUGCAGCACAGAGGAGGGCUGUGACGAGCUGGCCAUGGCCAGCAGUAGCGACUUCCAGCAGGACCGACACACCUUCAGCGGGUCGCAGCAGAAGUGGAAGGAUUUUGAGCUCCCAGGAGACACUCUGUACUACCGCUUCACCUCGGACAUGAGCAACACGGAGUGGGGCUACAAAUUCACUGUGACGGCGGGACACCUGGGGCGGUUCCAGACAGGGUUCGAGAUUUUGAAGCAGAUGCUAUCGGAAGAAAGAGUCGUUCCGCACCUGCCCCUGGCCAAAAUUUGGGAGUGGCUGGUGGGUGUGGCUUGUCGCCAGACUGGGCAUCAGCGGUUGAAAGCCAUCCACCUGCUCCUGAGGAUUGUCCGAUGCUGCACCCACAGUGACCUCUGUGACCUUGCGCUGCUGAAGCCACUGUGGCAGCUCUUCACGCACAUGGAGUACAGCCGGCUGGAGGACGUGACGCAGCCCGGCAUCCUGCUGCCCCUGCACCGCGCCCUCACCGAGCUGUUCUUCGUCACGGAGAACCGUGCCCAGGAGCUCGGCCUGCUGCAGGAUUACCUGCUGGCCUUAACCACGGACGACCACCUUCUCCGCUGCGCGGCACAGGCUCUGCAGAACAUUGCUGCCAUCAGCCUGGCCAUCAACUACCCGAACAAGGCGACCGGCCUCUGGAACGUCGAGUGCUAGCCUUUGCUGUGGCCUGCACAGAACGGGGGCGUCUGUCCACAAGCGCUCACGCAGACAUCUGAACUCAUUCAGGAAAACGCCCGGCCCCCCUUAAGCUCCCACUCCCACUCCGAGCAGGAUGCCAGGCAGCCUGCGAUCGAGCAGCAGCCGCGUCACACGCUUGCGC